Messenger RNA from Malus domestica (apple), 1821 nucleotides. The record is from RefSeq and is a predicted model, not a curated record. NCBI's taxonomy places the organism in Eukaryota, Viridiplantae, Streptophyta, Magnoliopsida, Rosales, Rosaceae.
UAGUUAUUUCAGUUGCCUAACAAUCUGACUCGGAACGCAAGCAGCCUCCCUGGCUCUCUCUCUCCUAGUAUAUUCACAACGACAGAGACGGAAAAAAGGAGGGGGGGGGGGGGAGAGAGAGAGAGAGACAAAAACAAAGAGAGAGAGAGAGAUAGAGAGAAAGGGUUUGUGUUGUAUUGAGAGAGAGAGAGAGAGAGAGAGAGAGAAAUUUAGAGAGUUUUAGAGGUUAGAGAGAGAUGGAGAGCAGCGCCGUCCUUGGAGGUCUUCAGCCAAAUUACCUUCUUUACCCCUCCCGCAACCCUUCUUCCUCUCUUCCCCUCCGCCCCUUCUCCUUCACUUCCCAUUCCUUUCCUCUCUCCUUAAAGCUUCAAAAGCAGCUUCCUUUGACUUCUCAUGGAGCCGCCGCCGCCGCAGCCGCCGCCUCUCCCAUUGGCGGAUAUACCACAUUGUCCGAUAGGUUCGUCAGUGAAACAAGUGAACUAGCGGACAUCGAUUGGGACAACCUUGGCUUUGCGUUUCUUUCUACCGACUACAUGUACGUCAUGAAAUGUGCUCAAGGUGGAAACUUUCCCAAAGGUGAAUUACAAAGUUUUGGGAACAUCGAAUUGAGCCCCUCAGCCGGAGUCUUGAAUUAUGGGCAGGGAUUGUUUGAAGGUUUGAAAGCCUACAGGAAAGAAGAUGGUACUAUACUCUUGUUUCGUCCUGAGGAAAAUGCAUUGCGGAUGAGGUUGGGUGCAGAGCGGAUGUGUAUGCCAUCACCAACUGUCAAACAGUUUGUUGAAGCUGUAAAGGCUACUGUUUUAGCAAAUAGACGCUGGGUUCCCCCUCCAGGCAAAGGUUCCCUAUAUAUCAGGCCAUUGCUAAUGGGAAGUGGUGCUGUUCUUGGUCUUGCACCUGCUCCGGAGUACACAUUUCUUAUUUAUGUUUCACCCGUUGGAAACUAUUUUAAGGAAGGUGUUGCACCCAUAAAUUUGAUUGUCGAACAUGAAUUGCAUCGUGCAACUCCUGGUGGUACUGGAGGGGUCAAGACUAUAGGGAAUUAUGCCGCUGUUUUGAAGGCACAGUCUGCCGCAAAAGCGAAAGGCUAUUCUGAUGUUUUGUACCUCGACUGUGUUCACAAAAAAUAUCUGGAGGAGGUUUCCUCGUGCAAUAUUUUUGUUGUCAAGGAUAAUGUUAUCUCUACGGCAAUAAAAGGGACAAUCUUACCUGGCAUUACUCGAAAGAGUAUAAUUGAUGUUGCUCGUAGCGAAGGAUUCCAGGUUGAGGAGCGCCAAGUGGCAGUGGAUGAAUUACUUGAUGCCGAUGAAGUCUUUUGCACCGGAACAGCUGUGGUUGUAUCACCUGUUGGCAGCAUAACGUAUCUUGGCAAAAAGGUUUCUUAUGGAGAAGGUGGUUUUGGAGUCGUGUCGGAAAAGCUCUACUCUGUGCUUACCAGAUUACAAAUGGGUCUUUCAGAGGACAAGAUGGAUUGGACUGUUGAGCUAGGGUAAAGCAUACUAAAGUGAAAACUCUACUUAGCCACCCUGUUGAAGGUGCUGCAAACCACCGUUAAUCGUAUGCAGUGGCGGAUUCAGGAUUUUAAAUUUGGGGGGUCCCAUUAAUUUUGGUACUUAAAUCUUGUUUAGCUUUGUUGUUUUCUUAUUCCCUAAGUUUGUAGAUAGUAGGUUCUUGAACUGGUAUUUGGCACUUUCGGCAGAAUUUCUCAUGUGUAUCACUGGCCUCAAUAUCUAUGUUUGUGUUUUUUUAUCGUGUGCUGGCGAAUUCAGCCCCGAAAGAUAAUAAACUGCCACAUUAUGGUAAGUCUAGAUUUCUACAUGGAAA